This is a messenger RNA of Suillus fuscotomentosus, 886 nucleotides long. RefSeq lists its product as uncharacterized. The coding region runs from base 9 to 818 and encodes 269 amino acids. The record is from RefSeq and is a predicted model, not a curated record. Lineage: Eukaryota; Fungi; Basidiomycota; Agaricomycetes; Boletales; Suillaceae. The transcript has 2 exons.
CUCCGGGGAUGCUCGAGAUCCACCACGGCAAACUGUCGCAACACACCUACUACCACGGUCCGACUCGCGCGAACUCUGACGCACGCGAGGGUUUGUUGGCCAAGUUUCCCCAUUCCCCUGAACCAACCCAGGGCGUGCCUCGCAGCGGUUUCAGAACCGUUUCUUUAAACUCACGAAGCACCAGGCCCCAAUUGUCUGUCCGUGGUUCGAAUUCAAGUGGACAACAAGCCUACCCUUCCAUGUCCCGCAGAAUACAGAGACAUGAGGCCACUGUUCAUCAAGCUUCGGCGGGUUGCCGGAUUGGCAAACGUAUUCGCGCCAAGUCGAGCGCUGGUCGUUCGAACAUUCCUCCUCCCCACGCUCCUGCUCCCCCUCUUCCUAACCCCUGCUCCAUUCAUCCGGUACUCACUCGCUUCGCACAAAGCUCACGCGUAAACAUUCGAGAGGUUCCGUCCCAUAUCGCCGUCCCGACUCCGGCGCCAGCCAAUCCCCAGUCUCGCUGGCCUGACUCCAAAUACAAUGACAUUUUGUACGAGCGGGACCCGAAUGUACUCCGUGACAGGAUCAAUGGUUAUCCCUUGACGCCUGUUUGCAGCGAACACUGCCCAGAACACAUGCGUUCCAUAAAAUUUGACAUGUACGCACCGCAGCGUCCCAACGAGACACUUCAACAAGCCAUACAUACCGCAUUGGCUCAAGGCCGUGCCCUCGAUGUACGCGCAGGAGGCCGUUACCGCCGUAUCUUUGACGCGCAUGACCCAAUGGGCAUCGUUCCGGAGACUGGAACUGAUUGGGCACAGCAGGGUGGUCAUCGGUGAUUUUAUGGAGACUGACGUCUGUUUGUGAAGAGAGUUUUGGUGCUGGUUUACCUACUCGUGUAUGUCGU